Amorphotheca resinae ATCC 22711 is the source of this 1962-nucleotide messenger RNA. RefSeq lists its product as hypothetical. The transcript is spliced from 3 exons. The record is from RefSeq and is a predicted model, not a curated record. The coding region runs from base 119 to 1672 and encodes 517 amino acids. NCBI's taxonomy places the organism in Eukaryota, Fungi, Ascomycota, Leotiomycetes, Helotiales, Amorphothecaceae. Gene Ontology annotation, cellular component: U4/U6 x U5 tri-snRNP complex. Gene Ontology annotation, molecular function: U6 snRNA binding; U4 snRNA binding; protein binding. Gene Ontology annotation, biological process: mRNA splicing, via spliceosome.
CAGAUAUUCUAUGUGAACUCUACGUUUCUAUCUUUGAGAAUCUGUCGUCUCUUUUAGCUUAGCAUCAGUUUCACCUAAUCCACGACCCGCAACUAAAUAUCCAAACACCAACAGAACUAUGCAUCCCUCACGGCAAGCGUACGUGGAGGAGGCAGAGCCCGAGGACAGAGGAAUCGAUUUGGCAAAUGUCCCCCUCGAUCGCGAUUAUGAUAUGCCCUCAGCGACGGCGGGCAUUGCCCCCGAGCGCGCUUCCGCCAUCCUUUCGCAAUUCGAGAGGAAGAGACGAGCGGCUGCUAUCGCAGUACCGACCGACGAUGGACGAGUCCGCGCCCGGCUGCGAGAGAUGGGGGAGCCCGUUACUCUGUUUGGAGAAGGGCCAGGCGAUCGCAGGGAUCGUUUACGGGAGCUGCUUUCGAUCCAAGCGGAGAUCGAUGCGGUGCAAGAUGAGGAAGGGGACACGCGGAUGAUGGACGAGGCAGAGGAGAACGAGCAGGAACAGGAAGAGGAAUUCUAUACGAAGGGUAUUCCAGAGUUAGUUGAGGCUAGGAGGGAUAUUGCGCGGUAUUCGUUGCCGAAGGCGAAGCGGAGAGUCGCAAGUCAGAAGAUCGAGGCUACGAUUCCGUUGAGGACGCACGUCAAAUUCAGGAAGGGCAUUAAGGAACGUUUGCAAGGGUUUGAGCUGCAAGGAAGUCAGACGGCGGGUGAGAGACCUAUCAGCAUGACGCGAUUCUCGCCGAACGGGGAGAUCAUUGCUGCUGGCAACUGGGCAGGUGGUAUCAAUCUGCUGGAUGUCCCGAAUUUGGAGAAGAAGAGGACUCUGCGUGGACACACAGACCGGAUAGGUGGUAUUUCGUGGUUUCCGGAAGCUACUCUACCAGGCACGACGGUAUCGUCUGAUUCUGUUAACCUAGCAUCCGGUGGUGCGGAGGGAAAUGUUCAUCUCUGGUCUCUCAACCAAGAUACACCUCUUUCGACAUUGUCUGGUCAUAAUCAGCGGGUCUGCCGGGUCGAGUUCCAUCCUUCAGGCAAAUAUCUCGCAUCGGCAUCCGAGGAUACUACGUGGAGGUUAUGGGACGUCAAUACCACCACCGAAUUAUUACUCCAAGAAGGGCACUCUCGAGGCGUCUUUGCUCUCAGCUUCAACACAGAUGGAUCACUCUUAGCCAGCGCAGGAAUGGACAGCAUCGGUCGAAUCUGGGACCUUCGAACGGGACGAACAGUCAUGAUCCUCGAAGGCCACAUCCGGCCCAUCUAUGCAUUAGACUGGGGCGUCGACGGUCACCGUGUCCUCUCCGGAUCGGGAGAUGGCUGGAUCAAGUGCUGGGAUAUCCGGAAGGUUUCAGGGGCCGGUGGAAUUGGUGCUCACAAGAGUGUAGUCUCUGAUCUGCGAUGGUACAAAGGAAUGGAUGAUCCAGCCCAGGGCGUCGAGCCCCAAGUAAACGAGAAGGGCGAGUGGUUACCCAAGAAAUCAGGAACGUUCUUCAUCUCGAGUGGUUUUGACAAAAACAUCAAUAUCUUCUCGGCGGAUGACUGGUCCCUGAUCCAGUCCCUAAGCGGACACACGGGAAAUGUCCAUAGUGUCGAUAACACCCGGGACGGCAAGUGGAUCGUAAGUGGUGGCUACGAUCGCACGGUGAAGUUAUGGGGAAGAAAUGAUGCGCAAGGGCUCUGAACAUGUUUCGUACCUACCUACCCAAGGUCUCAGAGAACAAGAUGCUCUCUCUCUCUCAUGAUAAUAAAUAACAUCAUCCAGGUGAUGAUUCCCUCUACCCAUCUAAGUCUCUCUUAUCAUGUAGCGAAAGUACAAAAAACAACUCGAUUGUAUGUAUGAUCACACGGAAUGGCAUGCUUAGGUAUUGCCAAGGGAAUGGGCUGGGGUUUAGGAUCUAGGCUCGACAAUUGGCCUAUUCAUAUUUUACAGAUUCACAAUAGCAGUCGAAAAAACGAAUCAACUAGUACGAG